AUGGCCACCGAUCAGAGGAAACCCCUUCCGUUCAUCGCCAACUUCGCGGCGGGCGCUAUCGCUGGCGUGUCUGAGAUUCUCACUUUCUACCCCCUCGAUGUCGUCAAGACGCGUAUGCAGCUGGAGACGGGAAAGGGCAAGCAUGGCAUGGUUGGCACGCUGCAGUCGAUAAUAAAGGAGGAAGGUUUUGGCCGCCUCUACAGAGGUCUCGUCCCUCCUCUCCUCCUCGAAGCCCCCAAGCGCGCCACCAAAUUCGCCGCCAACGACUUCUGGGGCAAGACGUACAUGAAUCUCACGGGCGAGAGCAAGAUGACGCCGCAGCUCUCGAUCCUCACCGGCUGUAGCGCGGGCGCUACCGAGUCUUUCGUCGUCGUUCCUUUCGAGCUCGUCAAGAUCAAGCUGCAAGACAAGGCGAGCACGUUCGCGGGCCCGAUGGACGUCGUGAAGACGGUCAUCCGCAAGGAGGGUGUGCUUGGUCUGUACAACGGCAUGGAGGCGACGUUCUGGCGGCAUUUUUGGUGGAACGGAGGAUACUUUGGGUGUAUCUACCAGGUCAAGGCGAUGAUGCCCAAGGCUGAGACGCCGCAAGCCCAACUGCUCAACAACUUCAUCUCGGGUAGCGUUGGUGGCUUCGUCGGCACCCUCGUCAACACUCCCUUCGACGUCGUCAAGUCCCGCAUACAAGGCGCUAGCAAGGUCCCCGGCGUCGUUCCCAAAUACAACUGGACCUACCCUGCGCUCAUGACCGUCAUGCGCGAAGAAGGACCCGCGGCACUGUACAAGGGCUUCCUGCCCAAGGUCCUCCGUCUCGCGCCCGGAGGCGGUGUCCUGCUCCUCGUCGUCGAGUUCACUUUGGGCGUGUUCCGCCAGGCUCUUGGCCCUCCUUACCUAUAG
Molecule: messenger RNA, 894 nt
Organism: Coniophora puteana RWD-64-598 SS2
Lineage: Eukaryota; Fungi; Basidiomycota; Agaricomycetes; Boletales; Coniophoraceae
Product: mitochondrial carrier
Exons: 12
Coding region: 1-894 (297 amino acids)
Biological process (GO): transmembrane transport
Source: RefSeq, a predicted model, not a curated record